AUGCUUACUCUGCUCUUCCUGGGCACUGUUAUGAUUGCUGUCCUUUUGAAGCAGAAGAGAGAGGCUGUUCACCAGCUCAGACUGUCCGACUCACUGUCAUCCUUACUACGGACACAUAAGUUGAUUCACACUGGGGAGAUAAUAUUCACCUGCACAGACUGUGGGAAGGGAUUCAAUCGAUCAUCUCAAUUAAAGUUACAUCAGCAAGUUCACACUGGAGAGAAGCUAUUCACCUGUUCACACUGUGGGAAGGGAUUCACUCAAUCAUCUCACUUGGAGCAACAUCUCCGAGUUCACACUGGAGAGAGGCCGUUCACCUGCUCUGAAUGCGGGUUGGGAUUCACUCGAUCUGCUGACCUGAAGCAACAUCUGCGAGUUCACACUGGGGAGAGGCCAUUCACCUGCUCUGAAUGUGGGAAGGGAUUCACUCAGUCAUCUCACUUGAAGCAACAUCUGCGAGUUCACACUGGAGAGAGGUCGUUCACCUGCUCUGAAUGCGGGACGGGAUUCACUCGAUCUACUGACCUGAAGCAAUAUCUACGAGUUCACACUGAGGAGAGGCCGUUCACCUGCUCUGAAUGUGGGAAGGGAUUCACUCACAUAUCGAACUUUGUGGCACACCAGCGGGUUCACACUGGGGAAAAGCUAUUCACCUGCUCAGACUGUGGGAAGGGAUUCACUCAGUUAUCUAAUUUACGGACACACCUGCGAGUUCACACUGGAGAGAGGCCAUUCACCUGCUCAGACUGUGGGAAGGGAUUCAGUCGAUCAUCUUACUUGAAAGAACACCUGCGAAUUCACACUGGGGAGAGGCCAUUCACCUGCUCUGAUUGUGGGAAGGGAUUCAGUCAAUCAUCUUAACCUGAAGGAACAUCUGCGAGUUCACACUGGAGAGAGGCCAUUCACCUGCUUAGAUUGUGGGAAGGGAUUCACCCAUUUAUGUAACUUACGGGCACACCAGCGAGUUCACACUGGGGAGAGACCGUUCACCUGCUCAAAUUGUGGGAAGGGAUUCAGUCGAUCAUCUGACUUGAAGCAACACCAGCGAGUUCACACUGGAGAGAGGCUGUUCACCUGCACAGACUGUGGAAAAGGAUUCACGCGAUCAUCUGACCUGAAACAACACCUACGAGUUCACACUGGAGAGAAGCCGUUCACUUGUUCUGAAUGUGGAAAAGGAUUUUCUCAGUCAUGCAACUUUGUGGCACACUAUCAAGUUCACACUGGGGAGAGACAGUUCACCUGCUCUGAAUGUGGGAAGGGAUUCAAUCAUUCAUCCAACCUUCGGAAGCACUAUGGUGUUCACACUGGGGAAAAGUUUUAAAUAAUAUUCGUGCUGAAUAUUUAAACAUCACAGUGACCGAAUCCAGAGGAAAAGGUGACUGUUGGUGUUGAACUCUGCAAUUAUUGCGGCUGCUCACCACACCCAGUUCUGCACCCUGGUCGCUGGGACUGGGAGAAGUUUCUUCUGCUGAUGCUCACAUUUAAUCGGACUGGAGUUUAAUAUUUUGGA
Mobula hypostoma (lesser devil ray) is the source of this 1513-nucleotide messenger RNA. RefSeq names its product gastrula zinc finger protein XlCGF8.2DB-like. Gene Ontology annotation, molecular function: DNA-binding transcription factor activity, RNA polymerase II-specific; RNA polymerase II cis-regulatory region sequence-specific DNA binding. Bases 1 to 861 code for a protein of 286 amino acids. Lineage: Eukaryota; Metazoa; Chordata; Chondrichthyes; Myliobatiformes; Myliobatidae. The record is from RefSeq and is a predicted model, not a curated record. Gene Ontology annotation, biological process: regulation of DNA-templated transcription. The transcript is spliced from 2 exons.